CUUUCCCCUCUAAUCCCUACUCAUUUUCUUUUUGUCAACCUAAUCAGCCGCACACCCAUUUCUCAUGGUAUCAUCGCAUGUCUCUCUGAUGAGAUGGGUUGCUAGCUAUCAAUGGCGUCGGGGCUUGGGGGACUAUAGCGUGUGGUGGAUAUAUCGUGCAGGGGCAGAGGUAUCUCGGUACCCUCUUUUCUCUCGUCUCUCUCUCGCUCACCCUUUCAUCUUCAUCUCUCUCUAUAUUCCUUAGGUGAUGGCCGUAGAUGGAUUUGGUGGAGCUCUGGGAAAAUUUCAGUCAUGUGUAUCUGGGGCCAUCUUCGGCAUCAGUUGGUGGUUUUAGAUCGACUUCGUUGUCCGCAACCCCAUCAACUGAAAUAUGGAAGAUGUAGAGAAGAGACCCAGAAAGAAACUUCUUUGACAUUGAAUGAGACUGUUCCUCUCACUGUAGGCAAGGGCACAGCUCAUCUCAUUCAGAAGGUGUUCUGUUUCUUUUGGCAACCUCUCACAAGGGUGGGAAAGUCUACUUGCAAUUGGAGUUUGGAGUCAAUAGGAAAAUGGCUAAAACUCUACUUGGAUAUUUAAGAGAACCAAGACAAUUAUAUGAGAGAACUAAGGCAACAAGAAAUUCUUGUUCAAGUUGUUGGCUAUUAUUUUCUUUCUUGCUUGUAAGAAUUAUGUACCGUGAGGUUUUUAUUUAUGUAUAUAGUUAUGUUGUGUUCUAACAUUGUAUGUAAUAGAUAGAUUAAUUUCAAUUGUAAAAGUUCUUUUUUUUAAAAAAGAAGACAAUUAAAUUAUUAAUAUAAUUAACUCAUUGUAAAAAA
Messenger RNA from Humulus lupulus (European hop), 815 nucleotides. RefSeq lists its product as uncharacterized. NCBI's taxonomy places the organism in Eukaryota, Viridiplantae, Streptophyta, Magnoliopsida, Rosales, Cannabaceae. The record is from RefSeq and is a predicted model, not a curated record. The transcript is spliced from 4 exons. Bases 292 to 576 code for a protein of 94 amino acids.